GUCGGGCACCCGGCAGGCGCGGUGCCCAGCCCCGGGAGAGGCCCCGCCCGGCUGCGGGCCAUGGAGCCCAGCUGUAAGACAGCCUGAGCCUGGGCUGCAGAGGUGCUUGUGUGGGGGAGACCCCAACCGUGGGCAGGGAUGAAGCCCAACGGCAGCCUGCCCAGCGAGUUGGGCUCCUGCUUCCGCAGCCCCAACCUCACCGAGAACAGCACGAAGUCGAUUGUCUCCCCCUGGUUCUCCACCGCCUUCGGCACCAUCGGCCUGGCCUCCAACCUCUUCGCGCUCUGCGUGCUGGUCAGCUCCUCCCGCAAGAUGCACAGCCGCGCCCGCUCCUCCUUCCUCAUCUUCCUCUGCGGCCUGGUGGUGACCGACUUCCUGGGCCUGCUGGUCACCGGCUCCAUCAUCAUCUCCUACCACUUCACCAAGUUCAACUGGAUGGAGGUCGACCCCUCCUGCCACCUCUGCAACUUCCUGGGCCUCUCCAUGGUCUUCUUCGGCCUGUGCCCGCUGCUGCUGGGUGCCACCAUGGCAGGGGAACGCUUCUUCGGCAUCAACCGCCCCUUCUCCCGCUCCACCAGCAUGUCCAAGAACCGAGCCUGGCUCAUGGUGGGCCUGGUCUGGGCCUUCUCCUUCUCCCUGGGACUCCUGCCCUUCCUGGGCCUAGGGGACUACACCCUGCAGUACCCCAACUCCUGGUGCUUCCUCACGCUGCUGCAUGACUCCAGGAACGUGACCUUCUGCAUGAUCUUCGCCCUGCUGGGCAUCCUCGCCGUGGGCCUCUCCUUCCUCUUCAACACGGUCAGUGUGGUGACGCUGUGCCGGGUCUACCACGACCGCGAGGCGGUGCAGCGGCGGCGGGACAGCGAGGUGGAGAUGAUGGUGCAGUUGGUGGGCAUCAUGGUCAUUGCCAGUGUCUGCUGGUUGCCCCUGCUG
Messenger RNA from Pelodiscus sinensis (Chinese soft-shelled turtle), 933 nucleotides. The record is from RefSeq and is a predicted model, not a curated record. NCBI's taxonomy places the organism in Eukaryota, Metazoa, Chordata, Testudines, Trionychidae.